AUGUUCUUGAACAAGUGGAGACAUUACAUAUUAAAAACUACAUUAAGUGUGUUUGGUGUUGAUGAAGUGAAGUCAGUGUCAGUGAUGGAGGGAGAUUCUGCCACUCUGAACAUCAAUGAUACUGAUAUACAGAAAGAAGAUCAGAUAAUGUGGAGAUUUGGACAUAUUCUCAUCGCUCAUAUCAACAGAAAAAACAAUAAGAGCAUGGUUUAUGAUGAUAAAGCCGGUGGGAGAUUCAGAGACAGACUGAAGCUGGACAAUGAGACUGUAUCUCUGAGCAUCACAAACACCAGAACCACAGACUCAGGAGUUUAUAACAUAACCAGCAAAAGAUCAGAGACACCGCUCAACAUCUUCAAUCUUACUGUCUAUGCUCAUUUGCCUGUUCCUGUCAUCAGCAGAGACUGUGCUUCAUCAUCAUCAUCAUCAUCAUAUUGUUCAUUGCUGUGUUCAGUGGUGAAUGUGAGUCAUGUGACUCUCUCCUGGUACAAAGGAAACAGUUUAAUGUCCAGCAUCAAUGAGUCUGAUCUCAGCAUCAGUCUCUCUCUACCUCUGGAGGUGGAAUAUCAGGAUAAUAACACCUACAGCUGUGUGCUCAACAAUCCCAUCAGCAACCAGACCACACAUCUGGACAUCAGCAGACUCUGUCAGACAUAUACAGAACACGGCCUAACCAUAUUGUACACAGUGUUAAUCUCUGCUGCUGGAUUUCUGUUGAUUGUUGCUGCAGUCAUGAUCUUCUGCACCUGCAGGAAACCUAAAAAAGUAAACCAAGAAGGCAAGUAUGACCUAAUGCUUAUACGUCUGUAA
Sinocyclocheilus anshuiensis is the source of this 810-nucleotide messenger RNA. Its product is annotated as T-cell surface antigen CD2-like. The transcript is spliced from 4 exons. NCBI's taxonomy places the organism in Eukaryota, Metazoa, Chordata, Actinopteri, Cypriniformes, Cyprinidae. The record is from RefSeq and is a predicted model, not a curated record. The coding region runs from base 1 to 810 and encodes 269 amino acids.